AUGCCUCCACAGAAUACCAGUUUAGCCGAAGGAGCCGUGGAUGAUGAUGUUUCUUCUCACAAGUUAUCGUUAUUGAAAAGAAGACGGGAUGUGAUGACGUCUGCAAAUAUUCUCUUUUACGAGUCUAGCAAGCAAGAGCUUCUUGUCGAGCGGGCAGAGGGACAGUGGAUGUUCGACGAAGAAGGCAACCGGUAUCUUGAUCUGAUCAAUAAUGUUGCCCAUGUCGGCCACUGUAACCCAAAAGUAACCGCCGCCGUCACCGCCCAGAUGCAAAAACAAUACACCAACUCGCGCUACCUCAACUCUGCCGUCAUCGAGUACUCCGAGCACUUGCUCAAGCAUUUCCCGCAAGAGCUAAAUACAGUGCUUUUCUGUAAUUCGGGCUCAGAAGCAACUGAUUUGGCGCUCAGAUUGUCCAGCUAUUACAAUGGGAAGAGCGAGUAUAUUUGCCUAAAAGGUGGGUACCACGGGCAUGUUCAAUCUGCUCUCGACGUUUCGCCGUAUAAAUGGAAAGGGGGCGCAGUUAAACAACCAGAACAUGUGCAUGCUGUUGACGCUCCUGAUGCCUUUCGAGGAAAACAUAAAGGAAACUACGCCGGAGAAGAAUACGCAAAAGAUGUCGCGGAAGUAAUUUCAAGACGAGAAGGGAAAAUCAGCGCGUACAUCGCUGAGUCUAUUUUGAGUUGUGCUGGGCAGAUUCUUCUACCACCAGGAUAUCUCAAGGCAGUUUACAAAUAUUGCCGGGAAAACGGAGUGCUGACGAUUGCUGACGAAGUUCAAGUCGGAUUUGGUAGAGUUGGAUCGAAAAUGUGGGCUUUUGAGCUUCAAGAUGUUGUGCCGGAUAUUGUCACUCUUGGAAAACCGAUUGCGAAUGGGUUCCCCAUGGCAGCGGUUGUGACGAGGAGAGAAAUCGCAGAAGCGUACUGGAAAUCGGGAAGCCAGUAUUUCAAUACUUUCGGAGGAAAUGCUGUUGCUGCUGCGGCUGGCCUUGCUGUUUUGAAAGAAAUCGAAGAAUCCAAUCUGCGUCAAAAUGCACUAGAAGUUGGCGAGGUAUUCCUGCGCGGGUUCGAAGACCUGAAGCAGAAAAACGACAUUAUCGCCGAUGUCCGAGGAUUCGGCCUCUUCCUCGGAAUCGAGCUGAUCAAUAGUGAGGGUUUGCCGGCCAUGGAAGAAGCUUACUUUGUCAGAAAUCGUCUCUUGGAAGACCGGGUAAUCAUCUCAGUUGAUGGACCAGAUGAGAAUAUUCUCAAACUCAAGCCGCCAAUGUGCAUCACGAAAGAAAACGCAGAAAUGGUUCUCGAAAAGAUGAACGCUGUUUUCAACAAGUUGAAAUAA
Molecule: messenger RNA, 1335 nt
Organism: Oikopleura dioica
Lineage: Eukaryota; Metazoa; Chordata; Appendicularia; Copelata; Oikopleuridae
Source: the annotation of a GenBank genome assembly